AUGGAGACGUCUACUCCAUAUCGAGCAUCUGGAAGGCCCCGUAAAGGCUUACAGAUAUGUUUCCAAUGCCGAAACCGUAAGGUCCGGUGCGACGGCACGGCGGGCGGUUGUGAAAACUGCCGUCGGCUGAAGUUCCACUGCUCGUUCUCGGUACCCGACACGGAUCAACUAGUUGAUAAUAGUGACGGUUCAAUUCCACGAAGUGACCCAAGUCACCUGAGACUGGAAAAGCGUCGAGUCCGCAGGGCGUGCGUGCAAUGCCGAGAUAAGAAAACAAAGUGCUGCGGCACACAACCGAUGUGUCGUCGAUGCUUAUCCAGAGGGGCAGCAUGCCAGUACCCUGACUCAGCCACCAACCACAAGUCACUUUCAUCAACUGUCGAAACCUCAACCUCACAAGGGCAACCUGCGGCAACAGUACCUAAUGACUCAGCUAGCGGUAUAAUGCAUAGAGGCUUAUCAUCAAGUCGAGAAGUAUCAAUAGCCUUAUCUCCAGCCUCAUCUCUCGGCUUUGAUUUGGUUAUAAAUAAGACUAUCAUCAAGCAACACAUCGAUGCUUUUUUUGACUAUGUAUAUCCAAUACCGUGCUAUGGCUUUGUUCACAAAGCAACUUUCUGCCAAAGUUGGGCACAGGGCACCUACAACCCGCGGCUAUUGAAGUCCAUUUGUGGCUUGACUGGACGGUAUCUUGCUUCAAGCGAUAGCACGCGUCUGCAGCAAAGCACAAGAUGGAUUCACGAAGCGGAGACGGAACUGUUGAUGAGACUUAGCGAGCCUUCAAUGUCGGAUAUCGAGGCACUUAUGCUCACGACAAUGGAUCACAUCAUUGCCCGGCGCUUCAGCAAGAUGCUAGUCUCUGCAUGCUUAGCUGCAAGGCUGGCAUACAUGAUGAGACUCAAUUAUGAAGAUGGUCGCCAUAGCUUUAUCACGCAAGAGCGUCGCAGACGUCUUAUGUGGGCUAUUUUCACGUUAGACACUAUGUAUUCGAGCGGGCGAGCUGAGUUUACUGGGUGUUCAAAAGACACCAUUCACCUUCAAUUGCCUUGCAACGAACGGUCGUUUACUCUGGACAUACCCGUAAUAACAGAGCCCCUGGCAUCAACAGGGGCUCGUGGGUCCUCAGAAUUGGGCCUCAUGGCGUACAACAUCCGAGUUCUCGACAUAAGAGACCGUAUCCAAAGAUUAUCCCACACUAUAACACACCACCGAAAGCCUUUACCCGAAUGUAUAGUACAGUUGACAGGGCUCGCCGACGAACUUGAGAAACUGCGCCGAUCUGUACCCCAGCAGUACAAUUUCGAUAAGAAGAACCUCUUCCUCCGUGCAUACACACCUCAAAGAACCCCUUUCGUGAUGUUCCAUGCAUGGUGGCAUCAGUGCCACUGUGACAUGUACCGAUUCACUAUACCGGGGUUUCGCGAAGGGCUGCCCGUUGGAGAGCUGCAAACCCUAUCACCUGAUUACGUCACAUACUGCAGAGAUCGAUGCCUGGAACAUGCCCUAGCUGUUGCAGAUAUCAUGGAUGCGGUAACAGAUAUGGGGAAGGACAUCUUCAUCACCGAUCCAGCUCUGGCAAUGUGUGCAUUUCACUCCGCGCGUGUGAUAUCACGUCUAGGGUCUCCUCAGUUCUCGCGACUUCCGAGAGCGAUGUUGAUCUCCAAACUGAAGGCUUGUUCGGAUAUUCUAGAGAUACCUGCAGAGAUGUAUCCCACAACAAAACUUCUACGUAGCGGUAUCUCUGACCUGAUCCAUGAUGCAGAGAGGGACUCGGGUGAUACGUCUCCAAUAAGGUCAAAUUGGGAGACCGAACAGUCUGGGACAGACACUGCCGACUCGGUAUCCGCGCGGUCAGCAAUCCAGCAAAAUGGGGCCAUUUCUACUGCAGAGAUAUACUCCAAGUACAGUGUGACGGACGAGAUUAGAAAGCUCAGGUUUCAGCAAGAUGGAGAGGAUGAUAUUCAGCGAUAUCAAUCAGGUGAAGUGGAUGUCAGGGAGGAUGAAGCCGUUACCACGACAACAAAGUCAUUUAUACUGCCUCAGCCAGUGAAAACUGAUGACAACCAGCCGUACAUCACAAUUUCGCAGGAUAUGACUGGAACCGAGUUCGGGUUCCCACAAGCUGGGCUGGGGACUACCACAGCAACCUACGAUGUGUCAAUGACACUUGGGUUCGAACCCAGCUAUGGCGACUGUCAACCAGAUUUGUUCCUGGACUCAUUCAUGCCGCUGCAAAACGACUGGAACUUAGCAGAUCCUGCAUCCUUUUAA
Molecule: messenger RNA, 2268 nt
Organism: Colletotrichum truncatum
Lineage: Eukaryota; Fungi; Ascomycota; Sordariomycetes; Glomerellales; Glomerellaceae
Product: nitrate assimilation regulatory protein
Biological process (GO): DNA-templated transcription; regulation of DNA-templated transcription
Cellular component (GO): nucleus
Molecular function (GO): zinc ion binding; DNA-binding transcription factor activity, RNA polymerase II-specific; DNA binding
Source: RefSeq, a predicted model, not a curated record